AUGGUUGCCCUCACUCCCCAGACCUUCACCGGCAAAGUCGCCCUCGUCACCGGCGGUGGCCGUGGCAUUGGCGCCGGAAUCGCAACGGAGCUCGCCCAUCGAGGUGCCCAAGUCGCCAUCAACUACGCCCACAGCCGCGACUCUGCCCAGAAAGUGGUCGACACCAUCGCCGCAACAGGCGCACAAGCAGCCGCCUUCCAAGCGGACCUGACCAAGCUCGAGGAAAUCGAAAGCCUCUUUAAGCAGGUCACCGCUCAUUUCGGUCGUCUGGAUAUCGUCGUCUCCAACUCUGGCCGCGAGUCCUUCAUGCCGCUGCCCGAGACAACCCUUGAGGCCUUCAACGAUGUCUUCGACCUCAACACCCGCGCACAGUUCUUUGUCGCCAAGAACGCCUACGACUACAUUUCCCCUGGUGGCCGUGUGAUUCUCAUGUCGUCUAUCGCCGCCGGUGUGGGUGUCCCCGGACACGCACUGUAUGCAGGAAGCAAGGCGGCGGUUGAGGGAUUUACGCGCUGCUUUGCGGCAGACUUUGGAAAGAAGAAAUGCACAGUCAACACGAUUGCUCCUGCGGGGGUAAAAAGUGACAUGUGGUUGCAGAAUUCGUGGCGUUAUGCCCCUGGCUGCGACAAGGGGUCAUCGUUGGAUGAUAUCGAGACUGCCCUUGCUAAUGGAAGUCCGCUGAGCCGGUGUGGAGUACCGGAGGACAUUGGCCGCGUGGUUUGCCUGCUGGCCAGUCCUGAGGGUGAAUGGAUCAAUGGGCAAAUUAUUCCGGUUAAUGGUGGAGCGAACAUCUAA
This is a messenger RNA of Aspergillus chevalieri, 795 nucleotides long. It is a transcript of the gene arp2, whose product is annotated as hydroxynaphthalene reductase arp2. The record is from RefSeq and is a predicted model, not a curated record. The transcript has 2 exons. Bases 1 to 795 code for a protein of 264 amino acids. Lineage: Eukaryota; Fungi; Ascomycota; Eurotiomycetes; Eurotiales; Aspergillaceae. Gene Ontology annotation, molecular function: oxidoreductase activity.